CCUUAGCGGCGGUGGGCGGCGCGAUAUAUCCGGGCUGGGCCGCGAAGAGAUUCGCACAGGUCCCCGCGGUCCGCGAUCGGACAGUCGGGAUCGCGAUUACGAGGAAGCUACAAGGAAGUCGGUGAAGGCCCCACCAUUUUCUCGUGGCAUUUCCCACUCGAUUACAACGCUUCGAUUAUUUCCGUUCGCGCCGUAUAACCGGCCCUAUCCGUCUGUCCUCGUUCGACUCGGCGGCCGGGCCGUCUCGUUGGUCCAUUUGUCUCCGUUCGUCGAACGCGUAACACGGCGCGGGCAGGGUGUCGGGCGCGCAUGCGCCCCCUCGCGAGUCUCCCGCGGCGUGCGAGAGAGAGGUGGAGUGGGGGGUGUGGCGGCAAGCUUCCAGCGGUAAUCGCGGCUCGCGGCUCAGUCGCUUGCCAGCUUUCAGAUCGAACGGAUUUUAUCGACACGGUGUGCUCGUUGCUUCCGAAGGAAUCGCCGGGGCUGAAAUAUCGGAUAUAAAAUCGUGCUCGAGGUGAAAGGAGAUCGGUUUCGUGUUCCACGUCCCUCGCCGGGCUCCCGAGACUUUGCCGCCUCGCUCCCUCGCGAAUAUCUGUCGUUUAACCUCGUCUCGAUAAGACUCGACUCGACUCGACUCGGACUCGAGAGACGGAUAUAAUACACACGCACACGCUACGCGCAGACACGCACGCACACGGACGACCGACACACGAACGCGCGACACACACGCGUACAGAGUGUCUGUACGUGUACGUGUAUGCACAGAUAGAGAGAAGACGAAAGGGAGAGGGAGGGUGAUAUAUUCAAGUGGUGCCGACUGUGAUACACUUAGCCGCGUAGAGAGAUAGGCUUUGUGAUAUACGUACCCGUAACACGCAUGGAUAUUUUGAUACCUCUGAACUUUCCUCGUAUGGAUUCCGAGAGCUGAUACAUCAGCCUGCAGAAAAUCUAUCCGGGACUGGUUCUCGACUGUUUCGGCUGUUUUCUUUUCCUCUCGCCGUGACAUACGCGUGUGUACGCGUCUAUACUCGGUAUACGCGAUACGCCUGGUGCGAAGACGAAUCAAGGUUUACGCACAGUCGUCGCCGGAGAUAUCGGACUGGACAUGUACGAGUAAAGCGCGUAGAAGGUGGCCGAAGGCAGGAGAGAGAAAGAAGAGAGGCGGAAGGAACGAUACACGUGCGCGUGGUCGGUGUCUCGAAGAUACCUGUGGAUGCCAGCCUGGACUCGCGACGUAUUAGGGCGCGGAUUUCUGCCCGAUGACCGCCGAGGGGACUCGCUUCUGCUCGCUAGCCGAUCCUCACCACUGAUAUUACGCCGCAUCGGACGGUUUAUCGGCCAAGCCGUGAUCGAGAGAGGAUAGAAUAGAAAGUGGGACGUGUUAUGAAAUUGUUGCCGACGAUCCAGCUACCGCAAUUGCCGCCGGUUUCGGCCGGGGGUGGAAUGACGGGAAUGGACUCUCGGCUACCGCCAGGCAUCUCGCUGCCUUUCAGCCCCACGGAGCUGCUCUGGCGAUACGGGCCGGCCAUGAAUUUCCCGCCCACUCAUCCGCCGCCCAGCCCGUUCCUCGACUUCAAGACUCACCUGCCGGCGAGUCUAGCGUCCGAUCCAAGGCUGUGGUCCCGGGAGGAUGUGGCGACGUUCCUCCGGUGGGCGGAGCGGGAGUUCGACCUGCCGCAGUUCGACAUGGACAUGUUCCAAAUGAACGGGAAGGCGCUGUGCCUGUUGACCAAGGCGGACCUGGGCGAGCGGUGCCCGGGCGCCGGGGACGUGCUGCACAACGUGCUCUCGAUGCUGGCCAGGGACUUUAGUCAGCUGCAGAGGUGUCUGCCGAGCAGCCCGGUCACCCCGACGAGGCCGUCCGCGUACCCCCUGAGCCCGCACUCGCACCCGCCGACGCCGACGUGGACGGAGAACCCGUACACCGCGAACCUGGCCUCGCUGAUGUCCGCGAACUCGGUGACGCUGUCGCCGGCGCCCUCGGUGGACAGCCAGGCCGGCUCGCCGGGGCACACGGAGGGCGCGCAGAGCCAGCUCUACAAGAGCGACUCGGACGAGGACAAUCAGCAGCCGGCGACCGGCAGCCCGCCGGCCACGCCGACCGCCCUGGCCGCGCAGAGGCUGAGCGAGGUCUGCGUCAAGGACCAGCCCAGCCCCACGCUCACCCAGCCGAUGAUGCCUCUGACGCCCGGUGCCUUCAGGACGAACCCCGCGAACGCGGCCAGGGAGUUUUUCCCCAGCGACUCGCCCGAGCCCAACACCAACGGCAGACUUCUGUGGGACUUUCUGCAACAACUGCUCAACGACCCGUCGCAACGGUACACGCACUAUAUCGCGUGGAAGAGCCGGGAAACGGGAGUGUUCAAAAUCGUCGAUCCCCCGGGGUUGGCGAGGCUCUGGGGCAUCCAAAAGAAUCAUCUUUCUAUGAAUUACGACAAGAUGAGCAGAGCUCUGCGGUACUAUUACCGCGUCAACAUUCUGCGAAAGGUCCAAGGGGAACGCCAUUGUUACCAAUUUCUGCGAAACCCGACCGAGCUCAAGAACAUAAAGAACAUAUCGCUGCUUCGUCAGCAAAUGCGGAUAAAGUCGGAGCCGGAAGAAGAAGGAGGAAGUGGCGUCGAGCCGGAAAUCGAUAUGCCAACGGACCUCUCCAUGUCCAGCAUGAGUCAGCCAUCCAACGAGCAGCAGCAGCAACAACAACAACAGCAGCAGCAGCAGCAGCAACAACAACAACAACCGCAGCAGCAACCUCUACCUCUCCACGAUCCUCCCACAAAGUACAGGAGUCACGCGUACAACUUGGUCAAGACCAAUCAAGAGACUGACGAGAGGAAGUGACGCGAGACGUAGUGCUGAUUCGAUCGCGCGUUACCAACGUUGCCAGGGUCGACGGAGUACUUGCUGUUGCCGUGUCGCAUCCUUGUCGCGUGCUCGUAGGCAGACGCGAUUCCAGAGAAUCCAUAGUCGAAGGAAUUCGUUUCCGAAGAAGGAGUUUCGUUAGGAACGAACGUGCUCCUCGAACGAUUUCAUCCGAUGGCUGAUCUCCACGCUCUGAGCUUGUGGGUCGCGUGACGUCAUCGGGGAAUCACCAGAUCGCCAGGCGUUCUUCGUCGAACGCGACGAAGACGCGCGCGG
Nomia melanderi (Alkali bee) is the source of this 3132-nucleotide messenger RNA. It is a transcript of the gene aop, whose product is annotated as ETS variant transcription factor anterior open. Gene Ontology annotation, cellular component: nucleus. The record is from RefSeq and is a predicted model, not a curated record. NCBI's taxonomy places the organism in Eukaryota, Metazoa, Arthropoda, Insecta, Hymenoptera, Halictidae. Gene Ontology annotation, molecular function: sequence-specific DNA binding; DNA-binding transcription factor activity, RNA polymerase II-specific. Gene Ontology annotation, biological process: regulation of transcription by RNA polymerase II; cell differentiation.